This is a messenger RNA of Petromyzon marinus (sea lamprey), 3569 nucleotides long. Its product is annotated as PDZ and LIM domain protein 3-like. The record is from RefSeq and is a predicted model, not a curated record. Gene Ontology annotation, cellular component: stress fiber; Z disc; filamentous actin. Lineage: Eukaryota; Metazoa; Chordata; Hyperoartia; Petromyzontiformes; Petromyzontidae. Gene Ontology annotation, molecular function: actin binding; muscle alpha-actinin binding. Gene Ontology annotation, biological process: muscle structure development; actin cytoskeleton organization; heart development.
GUGGUGGGAGGAGGAGGAGGAGUUGUUGGAUGCUGUCGCCUCCGUCCGUUGGUUGCACCCCCUCGUCGUUCAUAAAGGCGGCGUCUGAUGCAGCGCUUUUAAACUCACUCCGAGAGGCGCGCCGUUCAGGAGAGGACGCGCCAGGAGCCCUGCUUCGUGUCGACAGAGGUGAAGGUUCGCACGCGCUCCAAGCUGCUGCAAGCUGCUGUUGUUCUCAGCCACGAAUAGAAGAUCACUCCUCCCAGCCGUCGCCCAGCCAUGCCACAGCAAGUCAUCUUGACGGGUCCAGCGCCGUGGGGGUUCCGUCUCGUGGGAGGAAGGGACCUUGACCAGCCUCUCACCAUCAGCCGGGUGACGCCCGGCAGUGUCGCGUCCUCGGCUAACCUGUCUCCCGGCGACGUGAUCCUGGCCAUCGAGGGGGAGAACGCGGAGGAGAUGACCCACGCCGAGGCCCAGGAGCGCAUCAAGGCGUGCAGCACUGCCACGCUCACGCUCAAGAUUGACCGACCUCAAACAACUUUGUGGAGGCCGAAUGUGCUGGAGGAAGGCAAGGUACACCCCUACAAGGUUAAUUUGGCUUCCGAACCACAGGAAGUCAAGCCAAUUGGCGUCGGCCACAACCGCAAGCCGGCACCCUUUGCCCCCGCGGGCAGUGCCCCAAAGGUGAUUGGGCCCCAAUACAACAACCCAGCGGGGCUCUACUCGUCCGAUAACCUGCACCACGCUCUGCAGACGCAGUGUGCCGUCGCACCACCGGCCAGCAGAUCCCCUCGUAUCUCUCUCUCUCGCCAGGAUGAAGACUACUUUGAGCACAAAUUCAAUGCCAGGCCCAAGCCCUACGUUCCUCCCAGCGGCAGAACUGUUACCCCUCCGCCCUCCGUAGACAGCGGGCACGUCACGCCGGUGCCCUCAAGUGAACGUAGCACCCCUUCGCUCCCCCCGGUCGAGUUUAUCCAGCCCUACGUUAGCCACGCCGUGCCCUCUGUAUCCAGUGGUCGCAACACCCCGUCCGUGACCAGCCUGCUUAGCGUGAAUCCUCAAGAUCUGAAGGACAUGGCUAGGGCCGCACCAAACAAACCCAUUGAGGUGGAGGUGCCUGGCAUGAAGGUCUUCCACGCACAGUUUAACUCGCCAAUGCAGCUUUACUCUCAAGAUAACAUCAUGGACAGCUUGCAGGGUCAGGUCUCUUCGGCCUUAGCAUGCGACAGUCAACAGAGCGAGCCACACAUCCCAGCCGUCAAGGGUGGACUCCUCGCCGACUCGGAGGUGUACAAGCUGAGGCAAGAGAACCAAGAGGGCGGCUACGGGCCGAAACAGUCGGGCUCCUUCCAGAGGCUGCAGGAGAUGCUGGAGGAAGCCCCAGGUGGCUCUGAACGCACUGUGGGCAUACGGAGUGUGAAGGCACCUGUUACGAAAGUGGGAGCAGAUGUGGGUGGAGUGCAGAAGCUGCCGAUUUGUUCCAAGUGUGGCAAUGGAAUUGUAGGCCCCGUGGUGAGAGCCCGGGAUAAACCCCACCACCCCGAGUGCUUCACGUGCGGUGACUGUGGAAUGAACCUCAAGCAGAAGGGCUUCUACUUUGUGGAUGGGCAGAUCUACUGCGACGCUCACGCCAAGGUGCGCCUGCAACCGCCAGCCGGCUACGAGCUGAAAGCGGUGUCCCCCAAGUAAGCGGCGAGCUCGGAGGAGGAGAUGUUCUAGCAGUUGCUGCAAUUACACGGGAGAGACACCCCAGGUAUAUUUGGUUAGGGAUAUUAUGGUAUGCUCUUGUGGAGUGUCCACACACUUAGUGAGUGACGUUUCAAAAAAGAAAAAUGUUGAAUUGAAGCUGAAAAGUUUAUUUUUUAAAUGAUGGAAUAAAACACGAACACUGUCUUGAAAAUUAUAGCCAUGGCAUGAACUACAAGUGGGGCGAUUUUCAUAUUUUAAAAAGGUUAAUGUAAAAUGUAUAUUGUUAAUUCAUCCACUGUUUAUAAGACUUCCAGCUUGAUUCUUUGACUUGGGGGCUCGGAUUAAGUAGCUUAACUCCAAUGCCCGAGUUAUUUAUACCACGCAGAAUGGAAGCUGAGAUUCUUAGACGGCAAUCCUUUUCCUGUAGUCUUCUAAUGAGUUUAUUUGUGGACUAGUUGAGACAAUUAAAUAAGAAGCACACAAUACAGUACUUUUGCCCGUGUGAGAAAGGCACAGAAUGCUUAAUUUCAUAAAUAUAUAUGUGGAUUUACAAAAAGUUGUGAAAUAAAAUGUUUAAUUUGGUGUUUGACAGUACUUCUCUGUUGAAAAACGACGUGGUUUGUUUAUUUCUUUUCUCGAUGCACGUUUAUUGUACAUGUGACAAUACUAUUUUUUUAUGUCGAGUUACACUCACAAACAACUAUGCAUUGCAAAAUAUUUUUACGUGCAACUUGUGCCCAAUAACAACAUAUGUACGAAUGUUAUUGCAAAUGUCAGCGGCAUACAUUUAUUUUACAUACGAAACUCAAUGUUUAAUGUUGAUCAACUUUACGUUUGAUCUCGAUGUUUAACUUUCAAUUGCUACUUUACACCUUGGAUUUGCUAAAAUACGACGGCACAAUAUUUAUAGUUAAUUCUGUUUGAAAAUUUUAUUAUAAACAUUAUCCGAUUUUCAGUUAGCAUUUGAAAUGCAUGUAUUUGCCAAAGACGUAUUGUCGUAAGCUAAAGCCAAUUUCUUACUCCUAACUAUCCAUUUAGCUUAUAUCACUGAAUGUUAGAUUGUAUUCAACUUCAUUAAUUACUUAUUUAACAUCAAGAAUUUGCAUACACGUUACAUAUAGCUUUACAUAUUGUUUUGGGGUAUGUUAUCAAAACACAUGCACAUAACAUAAGUAAAUGAACUACAGUACCAUUGAAGAACGUUUCACGUCUUAUGAUUGUAUAUUAAUGCAGGCAAAUUGAGCAAUUAUUAAACAGUGUUUUAUUGAUUCAUAAAUGCAUUGUAAUUACUAACAUAAACAGUCUUUCCUACGACUACAAUUAUGGUGCUGCUGCUGCUGCUGGAAACGACCUGCACACUGGACUUGUAAUCCAAAGGUCGUCCGUUUGAUUAGAUAUCGUGGCGCAGCAGUUGAUAUAAUGGUGCAAGUUUCGCAACUGUGUGAAUGGGUACAGGACAGUUGGUUGACCGGUAGGUUGCGUGUGGUGGGGUAAAGUGUGGGUACUCUCACCUCUUCCUAGUCGUAUGGCCAACUUGGAAGAGUUAGACCAAUUACCCUCUAAGAGGGGCUCUCUAGAGCUGCAAUUCUAAAAUUCCCCACCUCCACAAAUACGAGAAGGCGCAAACAUAACCACAACAUUUUAUAGUUUCGACUCGAGUUAGAUCAUACUUUCAUUUGACACUGACACUACUGGGAUGGUGAUAAUUAGUGGAAAUGUUAAAUGGAUCCAUCCUGCAGUGACAGGGGUGAGUAAAAUAGGAAAUAAAAAUCCGCUUGAACAUCGGAAAGUGUAAAAGAUAGAAUUUGAUGUGCCUUAUGAAGUCCUAUAUUUUUAAUAUCUGAUGGAAGCUAUCAUGUAUUGAUGUUAUGAGUAUAAUAAAGUACACUUUAUAAACGUUA